GCGGGCGGGCAGUUGGGGCAGGGGCGGCUGAGGCGAUGAUGGCGGCGGCGGGCCCGGCGCAGCUGCCGGCGGUAUGCAACCGGCGGCUAGCGGAGUUCCUGCGGCAGGUGGACGAGACCGACCUGGUGUGGCUGAAUGAGAUCCGUGAGGAGGCGGCCAGGAUGUUCAGCAGCCACUACAGCGACGAGCCGGAGCUGAUGCCCAAGACGCCGUCGCAGAAGAACCGGCAGCGGAGGAAGCGCCUUUCCGCCCUGCAGGAGGAGAACCAGGAGCCGAGCAGGAAGAGAUUAUCUAGAAGGAGGAAUAGCAGUCUCAAGGUGGUACCCUCCAUACGAUACUCUCAAAGACUCCGGAAUAAAGAAAACCUGGAACUAAUCAGGGCUGAGGCCAAAGAAAUCUGUCCACCUCAACGUGUGACAAGAUCCCAGGCUGCAACAUCUGCUAAAAGCUCCCAGGUCCUUCCUGAGACGCCUCCUGUCCAGCAAGUAGAAGGGAAGGUUCCCUUAGUAGAAGCUGAUGUCAGUGAUCACAUUACCACUGAGCUACACGUCCAGAAGAGUGCAUCUAAAGCAGCAGAGAAGCUCUCCACGACCUUUGUCUUGAGUUCAGAUGAUGGUUCUCCCAGAGAAAGCAGUGUUGCCAAAUUGGUGCCUGUGCCCACAGCCUUUGAGCUGAUGAUCCCUCAUACCCCCGAGGCAAACGAUGCCGGAGAAAGCGAGGCUGUGUCCGAGCUGAAGACAGCAAAGGCAGCUGACACUACAGUUGUUUUAAGUGAAGGGCCUAGGCUGGAGGAGGUAGAUGACUCUGCUGAGGUACAAGAGGGGUCUGAUAAGGAGCCUUCCCAGCACAUAAGGGAUAGCCCAGGGACUCCGACAGGCUCCAGGCUGAGCCGUCGUUCAGUGCGCAGGAGUCUGAUGGGUAAAACUUCCAUGGCUCACAGAACCUCCUUGGCAGAGAAAUACUCACUAGCCAGCAAGAGGGAAAGUAUGAUGCGGAAAUCUAUCGCCAGGGCAAUGGUCAAGAGGAAGGCAGCUCAGAAGUCAUCUGUGUCCUCCAGUCGCAUGGAUGUCUCCAGCUCUGGAGAGGUGCCAGAGGAUGAAGAAACAGUUGUCAAAACUGGGCCUCCUCCUGGACCUUGUACCCCCUCCAAGUUGAGUCCUCAAAGUCCACAAAUGUCCCUUCGCUCUCGAACCAUCAGCAGAAAUGAACAGCCGCAGGAGACGAGCAACAACGAAAGCAACUUAAAUAAGAAUGGGGAGACCCAGGAACCACCCCAGAGUGCCAGGAGAAAGCCAAGUUACAAAAGAGCUGUGGAUGAACGCUAUGACAAUCAGCAAGCAGAAGAUGGAGGGCUUUCUCCUCCAAGAAGAAAAACCCCAUCCCCUACCUUUCCAGCCAGUAAAGUUGUACGUCCUUUCAAAACGUUUUUGCACACUGUGCAGAAGAACCAGCUCCUCAUGACGCCAAGCUCUGUGGGGAGAAAUGGAGUAAUAAAAUCUUUUAUCAGGUACAACACUCCUCUUCAAUCUAAUCCCAAGGAAAAGGAGAGACAGAAGCUAGAGACUCUGAGAAAAAAGCAAGAAGCUGAGCAGCUGAGAAAACAAAAACUGGAGGAAGAAAAGAAACGGCGACUAGAAGAGGCAAGGCUGAAGCGCGAGGAGCGCCUGCGCAAAGUGUUGCAAGCUCGGGAACGGGCAGAGCAAAUAGAGGAAGAGAGGAAAAGGCGCAUUGAGCAGAAGAUAGCUCUGUUUGAUGAGAAGACUGAGAAGGUGCGGGAAGAAAGGUUGGCAGAAGAGAAGAUGAAAAAGAAAGCAGCUGCCAAGAAAAUGGAAGAAGCAGAGGCCCGGCGCAGGCAUGAUGAAGAGGCCAGAAAACAAAAAGCACUGCAGCAGGAGGAGGAGGAACGUCGGCACAAAGAGCUAAUGCAGAAGAGGAAGGAAGAGGAGCAGGAACGUGCCAGGAAGAUUGCUGAACAGAGACAGGCAGAACAGGAGAGAGAGAAACAACUGGCUGCAGAGAGAGAGCUGGAGAAGAAGAAGGAACAGGAGAGGAUCCAGGCAGAAAAGCUACAUGAACAGCAGGAGAAAGCUGCUCGCCUGCAGAAGGAAUUGUUGUCUGCUAAAGAACAGCUCCACAAAGAGACGGAAAAGAAAGAACAGGAGGAGCAGAGACUAGCAGAGACGAAGAGUCAGGAGCAAGAACAGAAGAAACUACCAGAGGAACAAAAGGCUAAAGAUAUAGCCCAAACACAGCACCUAGGAAACAAAGAGAAUUCACCUGCCUGCAAUUCAUACCAGAUGACUCCACAGGCCCAGAAAGAUCCAAAGGCCCCCACGGUAAAUCCAAACAACUAUGGAAUGGAUCUGAAUAGCGAUGACUCUACUGAUGACGAAAGCCAGCCUCGCAAGCCCAUCCCUGCCUGGGCCACUGGGAAUCAGCUUAGCCAAGCUGUAAUCCGCCAGUACUACAACCCUCCCAAUGUUGAUGCACUCUUUGGGGUGAUUGCAAGCCCCAAGCUGGAGGACAUCUUUUACAAAAGCAAACCACGCUACUUCAAGCGCACAAGCUCUGCUGUGUGGAGUUCCCCACCAUUUCCAGGUGCCAAAUCGGUUCUAGGUCUGCCAUACAGCCUAAAAAAGUACUGACGUGGGCAGUGGCUGUUUCUUGUGGACCAGUGCGUAUGCAUUUCUUUCUCUCUAGGUGAGAAAAGAGUUACUGUUCAGUAUCUGUAAAUCUUUAGGUAUUAGCAUUGAAUAAAUGUCAGCUCUUACUGGGCCUCUUGCAUUUUCAGUUUUUGGGGCUUAUUUUCUCACUGUUAGGCAAAACAGCAAGCUUUUGGGAGAUACCGCCUUGGAAAGAUGCAUCUCCUUUUUACGCUUAGCUUUACGCUGGCAAAGAUUUAGACCUUUAGGUCAUGAGAGUGCAUCACCUAAAGCUGUGUGAUCCUGUCCUGUUCAGCCAAGGAGGCCUGGUAGUAGCUGCCAGCAGUAGACAAAAGUUGUAUGUCUGUACUGUCCCUGCCCACCUCAUGGCUGAAGCCAGAGUACUUGUACAGCUAAGGACCACUGCACGCAUCUUGGGUAAAAUCCAAAUAUGCACUACUGAUGUUCUGCAGAAGCAAGGUGUUAGCAGCUGUGGUCUUCAUCAUCUCCUGCAAAUUGCAAAAUGAUUUCAUUGUUUCAUUUUUCAGCAGUACACUUUAUGCCAACACCAAGUGCAAUUAUGUGCAUAAGCUAGAUUGAUGCCAAUGUUACUACAGCUCGGGCUGAAAUACCCAGAGGAUUUUAUUGCCCUUCCUUCAGAUGUUGAAGAGAGAUGUGACCCUCAGUGUAAUCAUGUCUCCAGGAAUACCCAGAGUAGUGUAAGCAGGCUUUGUUGAUCUAGGCUUUGUUGUUCUAGGCUUUGUUAAGAGAAAUUGUACAAAGGUUCUGAUAGAAUUUUGUUUCUCUAAUUUAAAUUCCAUGUCUGUGGCAUAGAUUGGAUUGAAAGAAUGAGUUUAACCUAUCUUUCUCUUUUCUCCCCUUGGGUCUUUCAUUUGUUCAGCAUCGGUUUUAUUUCUAGGCCUGUUUUGCACUUCAUGUUCAAUCAGACAGUGUCAAAUGGACUGUUAUCAAGACAAUUUCCUCCUAACAGCAAAAUAUCAGCUCAGAAUUUCAGUUCCAAGAGCACUUGGUGUUUUAGUCAUUCUUUCUACACCUAACUUGCAAAUGGCACAGGCACUUGUGUUUUCUCUGCAACAAGCUCCUGUACAGAGUAGAGGUCUCAGUAGAACAGUGCUUACUGGAAGAUUUUAAGGGAAACAGUUACCUUAGUUUCUGUAGGUUGUUGUGGAACUCUGUCUUCUGCAAAUUAGGCAACCUAUAUUGUUCUUACCUCAGAUUCAUCUUUUUCUUGUGGCUUGAUUUGUUUUAAAGAUGGGUGAGCAUUCAUGGCUGCAAUUUCAGUAAGCAAAAGGCUGAAGAACACUGUUUCUCCUUAGAUACAACUCAGUCCUUUAAACAAAACAUUGUACGGAGAUUAUACAAUGUGUAAGGAGACUUCUACCUUGUGCAUAUAAUUAAUGAACUGUUUGCAAGCAAAUGUCUUUAAAAUGAUGUGGGGUUUUAUAUUUAAAUACAUCAACUGCUAGAUGCUACGCUAUUGAUCAGUGUUUAUAUCUGUGAGAUGAUUGUACUUUGAUAGAAGCGAGUAGAUUGAAUUUUGUAUCUUAGAAUGAACAUAACCUUUUUGUAAGAAAGCUUGCUGAAAUGGUGAAAUCUUUAAAGUUGAAUGCUGUUUGAAUGUCUGACAGUUUGAUAAAAGUGAGUUAAAUCAUC
Molecule: messenger RNA, 4316 nt
Organism: Harpia harpyja (harpy eagle)
Lineage: Eukaryota; Metazoa; Chordata; Aves; Accipitriformes; Accipitridae
Gene: INCENP
Product: inner centromere protein
Exons: 17
Coding region: 36-2645 (869 amino acids)
Biological process (GO): mitotic cytokinesis; positive regulation of protein serine/threonine kinase activity; metaphase chromosome alignment
Cellular component (GO): chromosome passenger complex; kinetochore; meiotic spindle midzone
Molecular function (GO): protein serine/threonine kinase activator activity
Source: RefSeq, a predicted model, not a curated record